AUGCUGCCGAGGACCGAACCGGAGCGACAGCUGGUCAACGAUGGCGAUCCAUAUGUCACGUUCACGAGGGAGACUCGGCUUACCCUUGAAUGUCAAGAACUCGCCACGGCGGCGGAUCGGUACACUGCCGUUUCUUCAGGCGCAAUGCAAACGCACAUAGCUCAGGAGAGCUGGCACAGCGGACUCCCUUGCUUUGCAUCUGCUCGAGCCGAGUCUGAUACCGACGCUGCGCCUGCCUGUCUACACAUUGACAGUACUUCGAACGCAGCCAUGGCGAGGCGGAGGAUAUGUACUGCAAAUGCAAAUUCAAUGCAGUGGAUCACCUAG
Molecule: messenger RNA, 327 nt
Organism: Colletotrichum destructivum
Lineage: Eukaryota; Fungi; Ascomycota; Sordariomycetes; Glomerellales; Glomerellaceae
Exons: 1
Coding region: 1-327 (108 amino acids)
Source: RefSeq, a predicted model, not a curated record